Molecule: messenger RNA, 598 nt
Organism: Drosophila kikkawai
Lineage: Eukaryota; Metazoa; Arthropoda; Insecta; Diptera; Drosophilidae
Source: RefSeq, a predicted model, not a curated record
GCAACGGUCACACUACCCGAUAACCAAAACAACGUGCUGCUGAAUAUUUGUUUCUUUUAUUUUCUUUUAAAAAAUUACGUUUUAACAAUGCCUCAGGGAAAAUUCAAAAAGGCCAAGAUGCCUGCCUCCAUGCAGAAGCAGAAAAAGCAAAAGCAGGCUGCCUUUACCCGCCGGUCAAAUGCUCCAAUUCAGGCCAAGAAGGCCAAGUUCAAUGAAACGCAGAAGAUCAAGGCCGUCAUCUCCAAGUCGGUCAACAAAAGUGUCGAGAGCGAGCUGCGUUCCCGGGCCCACGAGGGCUACAUCCAGCUGAGCAAGGCCCAGGAGGCGGUGGCCAAGCACCAUGCCACCCAGGCGGCGGCUGCAGCGGCGGCUAGUACCUCAAAACCCGUAGAAUAGUUUACAUUUUAGGUUUAAAUAUACUCUUAUACACUGUUGAUAAUUGAAAGAGAUGUUUAUUGUAUAAAGGAGGAUUUAUGGAGGCAGAUUGCAGGACCUUGUUGGAAUUUGACCUUCAUUAGUCUAAAAAUUAAUAGAAAUUCUUAGCAAGCAUCUUGUUUUAAAUAGUUAAAUAAUAUUUUGUACAAUAUUAACUUUAAAC